Molecule: messenger RNA, 1768 nt
Organism: Oenanthe melanoleuca
Lineage: Eukaryota; Metazoa; Chordata; Aves; Passeriformes; Muscicapidae
Product: zinc-regulated GTPase metalloprotein activator 1A-like
Cellular component (GO): cytoplasm
Source: RefSeq, a predicted model, not a curated record
CCAAAAUUUCCUUUAUUGAGACCGCCCCCCUUCGCCCCGGUCCCCAGAGCUGCGCCUGCGCAGAACCCGCGCAGGGGAGGUGCCCUCUGGCGGGGCGUGACACAGCCCGGUGACGUCACCGCGGUGACGCCGCCGUGGCGGUGCGUGCCUUGUGACGCCAGGGGAGCGCGACUGGCGGGGCCGGUUGGGCCGGGGCCGGCCGCGCUUAUGGAGGACGAAGACUGCCCCGACCUGGUCCCGAUCGGCGCCCAUGGCGCGGAGCAGGGGGAUGCCAGCCCCGGCGGGAAGAUCCCCGUGACAAUCAUCACGGGGUACUUGGGAGCUGGAAAAACAACUCUUCUAAAUUACAUACUGACAGAGCAGCAUAACAAAAGAAUAGCAGUUAUUCUGAAUGAAUUCGGAGAAGGAAGUGCCUUGGAGAAAUCUUUGGCAAUCAGUCAAGGGGGAGAACUCUAUGAAGAAUGGCUGGAGCUCAGAAAUGGCUGCUUGUGUUGUUCAGUAAAGGACAAUGGUGUGAAAGCAAUUGAGAACCUGAUGCAACGGAGAGGAAAAUUUGACUAUAUAUUGUUAGAAACAACUGGUUUGGCAGAUCCAGGAGCUGUGGCCUCCAUGUUCUGGGUUGAUUCUGAGCUGGGAAGUGACAUUUAUCUUGACGGUAUUGUGUCUGUUGUUGAUGCAAAGCAUGGAUUACAGCACUUGACAGAGGAGAAACCAGAAGGUCUUAUCAAUGAAGCAUCUCGGCAGGUUGCAUUAGCUGACCUUAUAAUCAUCAAUAAAACAGAUUUGGUUUCAGAGGAAGAGUUGAAUAAAGUCAGAACAUCUGUGAGGUCAAUAAAUGGACUUGUUAAAAUCCUAGAGACACAAAGAUCAAGAGUUGAUCUCUCUAAUGUCUUGGACCUACAUGCUUUUGACAGUCUAUCUGGAGUAAGUUUGCAGAAAAAGCUUGAGCAUGUAAAGACAACACAUGCGCAUCUAGAUAAGGCUAUAAUUACAGUAACAUUUGAAGUUCCAGGAAAUAUAAAAGAAGAAAAUUUAAAUCUCUUUAUUCAGAAUCUUCUAUGGGAGAAGAAUGUAAAAGAUAAGACUGGGUGCACCAUGGAGGUCAUAAGACUGAAGGGACUGGUAUCUAUUCAAGGCAAAUCUCAUCAAGUGAUAGUCCAAGGUGUCCAUGAGCUCUAUGACCUAGAAGAGACUUCAGUAGCCUGGAAAGAAGAUGAAAAGAGAACCAACAGGCUGGUUCUAAUUGGCAGGAACUUGGACAAGGAGAUCAUCAAAGAAGUAUUCAUAGCCACUGUGAGAGAAACAAGGAAACAGUUGACAGAAAAAUAUAAAAAAGAUUAAAUGUCAGUUUUAAUCCUGCAAGGAUUUUAUAACAGAAAAGACUGAAUGGCACAGACUGUAGUAGUUGCUCUAUCCUCUUGCAGUUUGUGCAACAGUUAAACCCUGAAGUCUUCCCAAGAAUUCCAGCUGACCUACUGUUUAAAGAUUAGCUCUUAUGGUCUAGAAUCAAACACAGUUCUCCUACUUUGGAUUUGGCUGAGCCUGCGUCAGCAACAUCAUGGAACUGUGCUGAAAUGCAGAUGGGCAAAAGGCUGUUAUAUUCUACAUGAAGCGUUACUCUGGGGAUAUAGGAAACAUGUUUGAAAUAUAGUGCUUUCUCUUGAUUACAUUCUUCCACUGGAAAUGAAGCAAUAGAUUAUUGCCAGUGAUGUAAUCACAGUACAGAAUGUUUGGUGUUUACUAUUAAACUGUCUUCCAUCUCUUUCCA